Acromyrmex echinatior (Panamanian leafcutter ant) is the source of this 7497-nucleotide messenger RNA. RefSeq names its product insulin receptor. Gene Ontology annotation, cellular component: plasma membrane; axon; insulin receptor complex. Gene Ontology annotation, molecular function: insulin receptor activity; ATP binding; insulin receptor substrate binding. Gene Ontology annotation, biological process: cell surface receptor protein tyrosine kinase signaling pathway; multicellular organism development; positive regulation of phosphatidylinositol 3-kinase/protein kinase B signal transduction. The record is from RefSeq and is a predicted model, not a curated record. NCBI's taxonomy places the organism in Eukaryota, Metazoa, Arthropoda, Insecta, Hymenoptera, Formicidae.
UUUUUUCUCGUUAUUUUAUAAUAAAAAUCGAAAUUUAUCAAUGAGCGGAAGAUUCAUUUUUGCCAUAAAAAUAUUUAUAUGAACCUAAUCUUUCUUUUAAAUAGGUUUUUUCCAAACACUUUAAUAUUCAUUUAAAAUUCAUUUGAAUCCAUGCCCUUUUGUUCAGGAUACCCAAUGUCGGAGAAUGUCUUUAGGGAAUCGUGAAUUAACGUCGAGUGAUGCUGUAUGUGUUCAGUAUCGAUCGGCGUAUGCCUGUCUGUGAAUGUAGAUAUGUGUGUGCACGAAAUGUCGCGCCGGCGCUUUUAUUGCCAAAAAUCACGCAUGAACUUCAGAAAACCGCGAGGGAAUGGUCGAUUAGUAGUCGGCGUGACAGGGAAACUCGUUCAACAGCCGUGCAUCGCAUUAGGGUGUUACAACCUCAUACCGAAGCAACUUGGAGUCGUCACAGAUAGUUCCGGACUGUUUAGGCUUUACUGCAUGUCGCGAUAAAUCGGCGUGCUCGACGUGAAACCUGUUUACUCGGUAAUAUUCGAGGAGGGUACGAUAACAAGUGUGCGUAUACGUGUGUACGUAUAUUUACGAUAUCGCGAAGGAUAGAGCUUGCAGUUAGGUCCAAGAUCGAUAGCACGGGAAAUAGAUUAUUAAUCAAUUCCGUUAGGGACGCAUCGCACGCAGCAAAUUAACGCGCCACGUGAGGGAGAGAAAAGGAUUUAAUGGAGCAGGCGGAAACGGGACGAUCUGCUCUUUAACCGGGUCACUUUUGUUUCCUUAUCUGCUCCUGACGGGAAGAAACGAUGGACAUCCAAUUCCCGUUAUCAGGCGCGACGAUUCUUUCUCUUAAUACAUUUUUCUUUAAUCUCGCCUCUUCCCCGUUAUUAGACCGAUUUAAUUAAGCAACGAUACCGAUCGCCGACAUCCGCAAUGAAUGAUAAUCUUCUUGAUAAACAGCUGUUCAUUAAUUAAUUACUAAAACAGAGUGUUUUUCGCCCGGUUGCCGACUAAAAUCUCCUGUCCCGCCGUUAAUUAUUACGCCUGGUAGUAUAAUACAACAUCAAAAUGCGAACGCAUUACGUAUGCCAUAGGCAAUUAAUAUUUUCGUAAUAAGCGUAAGAUUCUGCCUCUGUCUGAUACAUUCGCCACUAGCUAACUUCACGCAUCGGGGGGUCCCGCUUUACUGCCGUGUAUUCUUCGUGUAUAUAUAAAAAAAAAAAGAAAGUUGUGGUUAUAGCUUUUUUAUGAAGUCCAGCUUCAGCGAGUGGAACGUUGAAGUACCUAAGUUAUUCUUGACAUUUUUAUAUUCUUAAUGGUCAUUAUUAAAUAUUUUUGUCUUACCGCUAUAUAAAAAUAUAUGAAAAAAAUUAUUUCAACAUUAAGAGCUUAAUUAGUAAAUUUUGUCGGGGGAAGUUAUCUUGGUGAAUUAAGUGAUUUUAGGAGAGAAAGACGGCGUAUGUCUCAUUUAUAAAAUUUAAAGCCCUCUAGAUUUGCGCGAGAAAAAAAAUUUUUUACUUUAUAAUUAUAAUAAAACGAAUUCAGCGAAGAAAAAGGAAAGAGAAUUGCAUUUCGACGAAACGAGGCGUGUGGCCCGAAGAGGAAACAAUAUAUUUCAAUACAGUUAUCUUUCUCGAAGGUGAUUUUUAAUUCCCGAUUCUCGUGACUCUCUCGUGCCCUUCUCGACAUUCCAGCCUUUCCUCCGACGUCCCAUGCGACAUGUAUCGAAUGACGCAGAUGCAACGGUGCAACGAUGCAAUUUUUUAAUUGAUACGUCCACCAACGACGUAUUUUCGAGCGCUACUACUAAAGCGUGGGAUUAAAAGGCGGAAUAUGUGAUGAUAAAAAACCAGCUUGCAGAAAGGAGAGAAAGAGAAAGAAGGAGAAUCGCUGUCUGGACAUUGGGCUCCGCCCCUUCGAAUUCCGAUGCGAAAAAACGGAGCUUUUUUGGCAUAAUUACGGCGUGUGACGACGACGCAAUUAUGAAGGCCCAAAUAUACUUCGUUUUCAACAAGAAGAUAUUGUGAAGAUAUCUUGAAGGCGUCAGUCGCGAUCAGCCUUACUUGUUGUGUUGUACGCAACCUUUGCGGAAACUCGCGCAACCUCAAGACUUCUGAUUCUUCCGGGAAAGGAAACACCCCUGCGAGUUUGAAACCGGGUUACCCGGAACCCGCACGGGGGAGGGAGAAACUAAGAAGGUUCACGCGAGCCUGGACGAACGUAGACGAUCGAUCGAUUACCUCCUUGGAGGAAAAGGAGAAGGCGGAAGAGGAGAACAACAAGAGCGCGGAAUAAUCCAGAGUGUUUUUCUCAUAGGGGAAGAAUCGCAUUGCUUUUAAUCCGCAGUCUACUAAUUACUGCCUUUGAGAAGCCCAAACAAUCGAACGCGAACGAGGCCGUGUGGGUAGGCGAGGAAAAAGUGGACGAAGGAGAAUAGGGACAAGCUCGCAGGGUCGACUAUCAAUCGUCGAUCAAUCAAAGAAAACGAAAGUGGUGGUCGGGGCGGCACGUGGGGAUAAGGUCGGGAACGUUCAACGGGAGGCUUUCAAACGCGCGGUGUUCAAUGAGACAAGGAGAUGAAGACGAGGAAGUCGCUGCUGCCGAUCGUUCUGUUGUGCGUGACGAUGGUGGGCCUGGCGCUCUGCCAGGAGAAAAGGUGGCCGAAAGCGGGUACGAAGUACCGAGAUAAAAGUGCCAAGGGCAAAUACGAUCCUGAUUACGCGGACAGGACUAAGGAGGAGGACUCUGAAGAGGAGCUUUACAAUGAUCGGAGCUCGGCGGCUACUGGUUACUACGAGUCUGGAUCUUUCGAUACCUCGGCCGUUUACAGGAAUAACAGAGCGAUCGAUACCUCCAGAUCUACGGAUAUCGGGUCGAAAAACAGUCAGCAGUCUAGUCAAUCGUCGAAUCUGCCCAAAUCGCAUACGAAAUCGAGCGAAGAGGUAGGACGAGAGAAAGGACGAAGGCACAAGAAUAUGACAAUCGGAGACGGUAUCUGUCAGAGCAUAGAUAUCAGAAACAGUGUUGACACUUUCGCGGUAUUAAAAGACUGCCGUGUGAUCGAGGGUUUUCUGCAAAUCGUAUUGAUCGAAAACAACACUGAGGCGGAUUUCGAGAACGUUAGCUUCCCGGAGCUGAGAGAGAUUACCGGUUAUUUUCUUUUAUAUCGCGUGGAAGGUCUGAGAAGUCUCAGUAAACUCUUCCCAAAUCUCGAAGUCAUCAGAGGCGAUAUACUUCUCACGGACUACGCUUUCAUGAUUUAUGAAAUGAAGAGCAUGCAGGAGAUCGGCCUCAUCAACCUGACAAAGAUAUCCCGGGGUGGCGUGCGCAUAGAGAAGAAUCCCGCUCUCUGCUUUACAAAUACCGUGAAUUGGAGUCUCAUUGUUUCAGCCGGCGAGAACUUCAUCAAAGAUAACAGAAACGAACAGAGUUGCCCGCAUCAUGUGAAAGGAUGCUCUCAAUGUCCUGGCAGUUAUUGCUGGACUGCCCAACGUUGUCAAAAGUUAGAGAGACCAAAGUGUCAUGAACAAUGUCUCGGGGAAUGUUACGGUCCAAGUGAUACCGAAUGUUACGUCUGUAAGCAUUAUCGACACGAGGGAAGAUGCAUUGAAAGCUGUCCCCCAAAUUUAUACGCAUAUCUCUCGAGACGGUGCAUCAGCAAGGACGAAUGCCAAAAUAUGAAUCAUAUCAGAAGAUUUUCUAAAUUGGAGGAGAUACAAACAUGGCGACCUUUCAAUAAUUCCUGUGUCACUCAAUGUCCUGAUGGUUUUGAGGAUUACGUUGAUGACAAAAAUAUAACGAAUUGUCGGGUUUGCAAAGGACAGUGCCGUAAAAUCGCAAAAGGUGCUAUUAUACGCCAUAUUUCAGAUGCUCAAAGUUUUCGCGGUAUAACGGUAGUUAAGGGGGCUCUGGAAUUUCAAAUUAGAAAUGGUAAUCCAAAUAUAAUGAAUGAAUUGGCGGAUGCAUUCGGUUUAAUCGAGGAGAUAACCGAAUAUUUGAAGAUAACGCAUUCUUUCCCGAUCACAUCGCUGAACUUCUUCAAGAAGCUGAAAGUGAUCAAAGGUGAAAAUUUAGACAUUAACAAUGCGAGUUUCGUGGUUCUGGAUAAUCCGAAUCUCUCUUCCCUCUUCCCGCUAUCCCAAAAAAUAACGAUAGAAACCGGCAGGCUGUUCUUUCAUUACAAUCCCAAGCUCUGUCUCUCCAAGAUAGAGCAGUUCGGUAAAAUGGUGAAUAUCACUAACUUCACAGAUCUUGAGGUCCAACCAGAGUCAAAUGGUGACAAAGUUGCUUGUAAUAUCGUUAACAUAAAUAUCACGGUGAAAAAGCGAGAGGCGGAUCACGUCAUUCUGAGUUGGGACAGUUAUAAGCCACCAGAAGGCCAACAGCUGCUCAACUAUCUGCUAAGUUAUAUAGAGACCGAUAACGAAAAUAUAACGUACGAGGCGAAUGCUUGCGGUAAUAACACGUGGCAGAUAGUGGAUGUUGGUAUACCGAGUUGGAAUUCCACUGUUUCGAAGUAUAUCACGAACUUAAAACCAUAUACCAAGUAUGCCGCGUAUGUGAAAACGUUCACAACAAGGAACAAGAAUUCUUCAAGUUCCUUUGUAACUCCAGUGGGUCAGUCGAACAUUAUCUUUUUCCGAACGAAGAGCGCGAUACCUUCGGUGCCGACGAACGUAAGCUCGAUCGCAAUAAGCGACAGCGAAAUUCUACUCAAAUGGGGUCCACCGGUGUAUUCGAACGGUCCUAUAGGCUACUAUAUGAUCUCCAGCACGAUUCGACUGGACGAUAAGGAACUAAUCGCCUCGAGGGAUUACUGUGUCGAUGCUUUGGUCAACGAAGCAAAGGAGAUACACGAAGUGACAAUUAAGACGUCGCUGAUCACGAAUCCUAAUUCCUGCUAUUUCAAGGACGCGAAGACUUCUAAGCAAUUUGAAAUAUUCUGCCACAAGAAUAUGACUAUUAGCCAUUUAUCGCCCGGCUGGAAGGAUUAUUGCGUUUUUAAUGACUACAAUUCACCGGAGAGUAAAUUUUAUGAUGUGACGAACAAUUUAUCCACUUCAACGCAGGAAGGGCAGAAAACUGCGACAGAUGUUUCGGUUAACGCUGGUAACAGCAUCACGAGUAGUCAAUUGAAUGAUGAGAUGUACAUAUACAACGUAAGUGCGCAAAAUACUUCAUAUGUUUUGAAAAACUUGCGUCAUUAUUCUUUAUAUACCAUCACAAUUGCUGCGUGUGGUGUCAAAGACAGCGACGCACCAAUGUGCUCAACAAUUCAAUAUGCGAACGUCCGGACGUUGAAACGAUCAAACGCGGAUGAUGUUCACAACGUGAAAGUCUAUGUGACUAACAAUACGAUAAUCGAAGUCAUCUGGGAAUCAGUUAAGGAUCCAAACGCAUUCACUGUCUCGUACACUAUCGAGUACACAAAUAUGGAUGUAAAGGAUGCGAAAAAGAGUACCGAGUGCAAACCAUACAUUGGGCACAGGGAAAAAUAUAUCCAUCAUUACAUCAAAAACCUCAGUCCGGGUAGAUAUAGCCUGAGAAUGCGUUCCACAUCGCUAGCGGGUGAUGGUUAUUUCACCAAUACAAUCUAUUUCUCAGUCGGUUUAUCGGAUAACAGUCGAAUAAUGAUGGCAACGCUGUUGACUUUAGCUGUGUUAAUCAUUACUGUGACCGCGAUAAUAUUCCUUAUUAGAAGUCACCAGAAGAAGAGGACACAGGAGCGAUUGAUAGCCAGCGUGAAUCCAGACUAUAUCGAGACCAAGUAUGUCGUUGAUAGCUGGGAAGUACCUAGGGAGAAUGUUGAGAUUCUGGAGGAGCUCGGUUUGGGUAAUUUCGGCAUGGUGUAUCGAGGAUACUUGGAUGGCACCGGACAAGUAGCCAUUAAAACGAUCUCUGAAACCGCUAGCCAACGAGAAAAGAACGAGUUCCUGAACGAGGCCUCGGUCAUGAAGAACUUUUCGACAUGGCAUAUCAUCAAAUUGCUGGGCGUAGUCUCCAUGGGCAAUCCGCCAUUCGUCAUCAUGGAGCUCAUGGAGAAUGGCGAUUUAAAGACGUACCUGCGUAGGAUACGCGAUACUCAGAUGGUGCCGAAUGCGUCCAGGAUAAUGAGAAUGGCCGCGGAAAUCGCCGACGGUAUGGCCUACCUGGAAUCAAAGAAAUUCGUACACCGCGAUCUGGCCGCCCGCAAUUGUAUGGUGUCCAAAGACCUGGUCUGCAAGAUCGGCGACUUUGGCAUGGCGAGAGAUAUCUACGAAACCGAUUACUAUAAGAUCGGCAAGAAAGGUCUAUUGCCGAUACGCUGGAUGGCACCAGAGAAUCUUUCCGAUGGUGUAUUCACAUCCGAUUCAGAUGUGUGGUCAUUUGGUGUCGUGCUCUACGAGAUACUCACUCUCGCCGAGAUACCGUAUCAAGGUUUCUCGAACGAGGAGGUGCUGCAUCACGUGUUACGCAAAGGCAUGCUGAACAUACCACGGAACUGUCCCGAAACCAUACAGAAGCUCAUGGAGAAGUGCUUCAAGUGGCGGCCCAGCGAACGCCCGACCUUCAUGGAAAUUGUUUCUGAGUUGGAACCGUUUCUGGGCCAGGACUUUUGCGAGAAGUCGUUUUACCACUCCGACGAGGGCAUCGAAAUACGUAGCCUCGGCAUCAAGAAGGUCUAUCACAAUGCUGCGCCGAUUCGAUUUCAUUGGGGCCACGAGACCGCGAGAUGGGUGAAGGACUUCGAGGACAAUGUGACGUUGCUCGAUCAGAUGAAAGCGGGCACCAGCCGAGGACGGAUCUUCAAGAACGGCUUCCAGCACUUCGGUAAUGUAACGAACUUCGAGGAUGUUCCGCUCGAUCGAUGAGAUUAGUCGGUAUACCGUUGAGCGGGAAAACUCAGCGGAAUGAGAUGUAACUGCUUGAAACCGUCUUUGAGAUCAUAAAAUCCGCGGAAGGACAUGUAGAUAUUAACGUACAAACAAUACUCAGGGCAAUACGCGAGUGGUCUGACGAGACUGUCGGACGAAAAUAUGUAGAUGUUACCAAGUCGCUCGCACGCUCGUUCGCUCACUUGCUCGCUCGCUCGCUUGUUCGUUCGUUCGUUUGUUCGUUCGCUGGCGUGGCGACAAGUGUUUCAUGUCCUUCUCUUGUUGUGAAUUAAACAUAAUCAGAUCUUGACGGUGAAUAGCAAUGCAGAGAGAAAACUUCGCUGCGCGCACCGUUGCGACGGUGUAUGGAAAAGAUGGUGUUCGUAAUAAAAGCUAAGCUAUUGAACAAUUAGGUAAAUAAACGUAGGCGCGCAGUGUUUCAUAAUCGAAAGCCGUGGCUUUAUAGAUCCAUAUUUUUUUUUUCCUAAAUACGCCCGAAGUUCUUUCUGCAAUGUAUCAACUGUUCAUUCCUUUCAGGAUUACUUUUCUUUGUCUUUUAUAUGGGCAUAUAAGUUAGUCCUGAAGCAACUAUUCUCGAAUCUUGCUCGAGCUUUAACAAUAUUUAUAAAAUCACAAGGUUGAUAAAAAUUUAAUU